Cicer arietinum (chickpea) is the source of this 813-nucleotide messenger RNA. Its product is annotated as protein LOL2. The record is from RefSeq and is a predicted model, not a curated record. Lineage: Eukaryota; Viridiplantae; Streptophyta; Magnoliopsida; Fabales; Fabaceae.
UGGAGAUAAAUAAUAAUCGCGGUGAAAAUUAACAUUAAUUAAUUAUAUAAAAAGAAAUUAGUAUGUGCCACAUAACAUAAAAUUUAGUUACCCUAGUGCAGCGAGAAUGCAAAGGCAACAAGUAAAGAAAGAAGAGGACGACGACGGCCCGCCACCUGGAUGGCAACCUAUCCCGACUCCGCCACAGCCACUUCCAUCCGUUGGUUUUGCUCAAAUGGUUUGUGGUUCAUGUCGUCGCCUGCUUGCAUAUCAACGAGGGGCCAAACAUGUCAAAUGUUCAUGCUGUCAGACAGUUAACAUUGUAUUAGAAGCUGAUCAGGUAGGGCAAGUUAAGUGUGGGAGCUGUGCGGUAUUGCUAAUGUACCCAUAUGGUGCUUCGCAAGUUAGGUGUUCAUCGUGCCGGUUUGUGACAGAAAUCGGGGCACACAACAAGCGGCCUCCGUGGUCUGUACAAAGUAAACCAACUCCUCCCAAAACUGGUUGUUAGUGGCCUGUCCAUCAUCCUUCUUGUAUAACACAUUAUGAGUGAGGGAUCUGGUAUAACGAGUUGUAUGUAUAGAUCUUAAAUUCGCUAUCUGUAUUAUUAUUUAUUAAUUUCAUGUUUUGGAAGUAAUUUAAUGAGAUUUUUAACAGCCUUCUUUUCCUUCUGGGAUCUCUAAUGAUGAGAUAUUCAAUGGUAUAUGUUUUAAGCUAUAUUUGUGAUUCAUACUCUUUUCCAACAAUUCGCUGUACUCUUGAUUCUAAUGUAAAAGAACUGUAUUUGGUCCCAUCAUAUCGUUCAUAUGGAAUGACAUCUAUCAUGUUAAAGGAGAA